AGACUCGUUGUAAACGCGUUUUUUGAGCUCUUCUCUUGAAAUAUAUAUGGAGAAACAGUAAAUAUCGUGACACCAAACACACGCAAUGGAGGUGGAAAUGGACACGUCAGCUGUAGCCGGAGAUUUGGUCGCCGCUUUGGAGCAGGCAACCCUAAUGGCGAAGCAAAUCCCGACCACCGCGGAUCCAUCGCAGCUCUUCCAAAUUCAAUCCGCCCUCCGUUCGGCGAACCACCGUCUCUCUCAAUUCCUCACCGGUGGACAACUUCCGCCGCCGCCGCAGCACACCGCGUUCCCAAUCGCACGGCCUGAAAACUCGGUUUCGUCAGCCGUGGGCGGCGGCGGCGAGCCAAUGCAGAUGGGCGACGGAGAAGAGGAAGAGCAGAACUCGAGGGACGCUACUACUGUUGAGAAGGUCGAGGGGAGGAUGAGGGAAUGCUUUAUACAGAACAAAAGGCCGAAGAGGCGGCUCUCGCCUUCUUCGGCGGUGGCGGCGGAGCAGCGACGGAGCUAUGUGAAUAAGGGCGUGAUAGGCGGCGGUGCUGCGGCGGCGGAUUUUGAUCCUAUUCGGGCUAGGUUGAGAUCUCUUGAUCUAAUUUAUCAGUUCCAUGCCUGAAAAAUAUCUGUUUUCAAUUUUAAUUGAUUCCGAUUAAAAAACAAUAAUUAGCAA
Messenger RNA from Erythranthe guttata (spotted monkey flower), 667 nucleotides. Its product is annotated as AP2-like ethylene-responsive transcription factor SNZ. The record is from RefSeq and is a predicted model, not a curated record. Lineage: Eukaryota; Viridiplantae; Streptophyta; Magnoliopsida; Lamiales; Phrymaceae.